UUGCCACCAGGCCGGGUUACCAAGACCAAGGAUGGCCAUGAAGUGCGGACGUGUAAAGUAGCCGACAAAACUGGCAGCAUAAACAUCUCUGUGUGGGACGAUGUUGGCAACCUCAUCCAACCAGGAGACAUCAUCCGACUCACCAAAGGGUAUGCAUCUGUUUUCAAAGGCUGCCUGACCUUAUACACUGGACGUGGAGGAGACUUGCAGAAAGUUGGAGAGUUUUGUAUGGUUUACUCAGAAGUGCCAAAUUUCAGUGAGCCAAACCCAGAAUAUGUCGCCCAGCAGUCGCAAAACAAAAAUACACAGAAUGACAGCGCAGCGCCCACAGCCUCCCAAACCACAGCAGGGCCUUCCACGUCAUCAGCAGUCACUGACAACCAGAAUGGCAACGGGUUGAUCACCACUGGAUCUGGCAGCUCCACCCACACACCUAGUGCCCCCUCUCACCCCACCAGCGGCCGCAUCACCCGAAGCCAGCCCAACCACCAGAGCGGAAGCUCGUCAGGGUCGUCCUCUAACCCAGUCAGCAAUGGCAAAGAGACACGGCGAAGCAGCAAGAGAUAACAAGCACAGGAUUUGGGGUUGCUUUUCUGUCCCUUCCCUCCACUGCCUGCUGUGUUAACCUUUGCCUCCUGCUGAUCAGCUUUUGAGGCAGAGCGGCUGACACCGAGAAGAGACGGGUGGCCAGGCUAUGGAUGCAGAGACUCUGAAUUGUACGAAACCAAUUUGUAUUUUAGACACCGAAAUCUCCUUUUUAACAUGCGAUGCCAAGUACCGGGUGAGGGUCUUGAGUGCGUUUAUGCUGAUAAUCCCAGGUCAAACUUGUUCUUUUCAGGAUUCCUUGCAGGAAAUUAACAUGUCUGCCUGGCCGCCUUUUAACCUGAUUGCGUUUCAUUGCUCCCUUCUAACUUCCCAGAGGGCAUGUUCCUGUGCUACAGGCGCAUGCGUCCUUGAUUUUAACCCCCUUCUAAAAAACGAAGUCUAGAACCCUUAAAAGAGGGGUUUGAAAGAUGUGACCCUUCAAGGGCUGUUGGAGUCCAAUUCCCAUCAGUCCCAGCCAGUAUGGCCAAUGGUUGGGAUGAUGGGAGUUGUCCAUCCACAUCUGAAAGUCCACAGGUUCCCCAUCUCUGGUUUAAAACUAUUUAUUGUGGACUUGUGACGAAACCUAUGAAACAACUCUAGACCGAGUGGCUUUGUUAAUUAUUAUUGGGGGCUAAAUGACACGUUGUGUUUCAGUUUCCAUAAGGCUCUUGAGGUUCAUGGGAUGUUUUGUAAGGAGGAGGCGUACCCAGACAAACAAAACAGAAUUUAUGCCACUUUUUCCGAGCCAAACUGAGUGACUAUCCAGAACCGGCCAGUGAGAUGGCACUGUUGCCCCAAACAUAUUCUUGAUUGAUAUUGUAGCUCACAGCAUCCUGUAGCUAGGUUUCUGUAGAUAUAAUGAUGGUGUUAGAUUUAGAUGUGUGGCUAAAUUGAGAAGCUUUUAAACAACAACAACCUCAAAAAAAACCCACACAUGCCCAAAUCUAAAUUAUGAAAAAUGAGGCUUCGGUUAUAUUUUCAUUUCUAUUAUGGUGCAGAAAACUUUAAAUAGAUUUGUGUUUUUAUUCCAGCGUAUCUCAGCAUGGUUGGCGUCCAAGGCUGGCAGUGUUGGGCAUAUUUUCUGAGGCCUGUCAGGCUCACAAGCCUGCCAGCCUGGUUCUCAUUUGGUAGAAGGCCCAGCCAGGGUCAGAGAUGUAAGGUGUGUUUGCCCCUAAACUGGUCCAGACCCUGUGUGAAGUAAGAAAGCUACUCAGACUACCCCCUGUAACCUCUUUUGGGGUUAAUCAUUGCUGUUCUCUAUGUCCUUGUUCCUCUCUCCUAACAUUUAAGGGGCCUAUUAGGUUCAAGGGCCCCAGAAAGCUAUUGAUUGCCCUGAUUUCAGUUAGCUAGAAGGAAUCCGCAGAAUAGUCUGCUUUGUAAAUGGAACACUAAAAGUUUUGAAAGGAAGAUAAGGUGGCAUUUAAACACUACAAAACCAUUUUGCCAAACUUAAAACAAUUUCUCGAAAGCCAAUAAAAUGUUCAGAAGAAACAUUUUCUCUCUCUUUUUUGAAGUGCUAUUUUAUCUAGCAGUCUGGGUCCUUGUCUCCUUUUCUCUCUUUCCUUCUCUUCUCCACUCUAGAGUAAUUGCUUGAAUUUCUCAACUGGUUGUUUUUUUUAAAGCUACGUCACUGUUGUCUAAAAUCUGAUGUGACAGUUUGAAUGUACUAUUCAUGAAUGUUUGGGGAAUAAAUAUUUUAAUCCUCUUUA
Molecule: messenger RNA, 2294 nt
Organism: Podarcis muralis (Common wall lizard)
Lineage: Eukaryota; Metazoa; Chordata; Lepidosauria; Squamata; Lacertidae
Source: RefSeq, a predicted model, not a curated record